Messenger RNA from Meleagris gallopavo (turkey), 779 nucleotides. The record is from RefSeq and is a predicted model, not a curated record. Lineage: Eukaryota; Metazoa; Chordata; Aves; Galliformes; Phasianidae.
AUGAUAGAUGACUUGAAGUAUUUUGGGGAAAAAAUAGGACUUUAUUUUGCAUGGCUGGGCUUAUAUACAGAAUUCCUCAUUCCAUCUUCAGUCAUUGGGAUUAUUGUAUUUCUUUAUGGAUGUAUAACCAUUGAGAGCGACAUUCCUAGUAAGGAAAUGUGUGACCAGCAUAAUACCUUCACCAUGUGCCCUCUCUGUGACAAGUUCUGUGAUUACUGGAACCUCAGCUCUGCAUGUUCUACAGCUCAAGCUAGCCACUUAUUUGACAAUCCUGCCACAGUCUUCUUCUCUAUCUUUAUGGCUCUCUGGGCUACUAUUUUCCUUGAGCAGUGGAAGCGUUUACAGAUGAGGCUGAGUUACUUCUGGGAUCUGACUGGACUGGAGGAAGAAGAUGUAGCUGAGGAGGAUGUGAAAGAACUCCCUUUUACUUGCAAGAGAAAAAGGGUAAGGAAAUACUGAGAAACUCUAAUUAUAUGGAGAAUAGAAACUACUGGCUUCCCAUGAAUAUUCAGAAAUUGUAUUUCUAGGACCCAGUAUGUUCCUGCUUCGGAUUUUCUGGGUGGAGAGAUUGAACCUUAUUUUACCAAGUCAUCCAGAAUGAAAAAGUAAAUUUGAUAGAUGACAUCUUAGAACCUGGAACAGAAGUUGGGAUAAAAAAUGGACAGACAGAAAAGUCCAUACUAAUUGAAAUGCAAGUCAGAAAAGGCAUUAGUACUCAAUGCUGUUAUACUGUAUCAGUAUGGGGAGAAAUUUAGCUGUCUGUCUUUGUUAGAAACAUA